AUGAGCUUUUAUCGGAAACAUACAAGUGUUUUUAAAGUUGAAAGCAGAUUGAGGAUACUCAGCGACUUGAGGGAACUUGCUUCCGCUGAGAGUUUGGAUGCCUUCAGCCUCAUCUAUUCAAAUAUUCUUGAACACCAACCAGACUGCCCGGCUGAAGUUGUUGAAAAGCUUGUUGGUAUGCGAGAAGACAUUACUCGGAAGGAUGCCAAGGAGGUCGUACAAGUUUGCAAGGAGAUAUAUGAGAAUUCCCUUGUUGAUGGAAGAACUCCAAAGACUGGAUUUGUUUUCCCACGAGUCAAGUGCCUAAAUAAUGCAUCAUCAAAAUCGAUAUGGCCUAAACUCACUUAAAUCAAAUCAAUUAAACUAUAUAAG
Molecule: messenger RNA, 372 nt
Organism: Neltuma alba
Lineage: Eukaryota; Viridiplantae; Streptophyta; Magnoliopsida; Fabales; Fabaceae
Product: exocyst complex component SEC6-like
Exons: 4
Coding region: 1-348 (115 amino acids)
Biological process (GO): exocytosis; exocyst localization
Cellular component (GO): exocyst
Molecular function (GO): SNARE binding
Source: RefSeq, a predicted model, not a curated record